AAAGUGUUCAAGUUAAAAAGUGAUAAAAGAUGAGGUCACGGAAGGUGAUUCAACGAUCAAAGAGUAUUUUGGGAUCAACUAUAGUAGAAUGGAUAGGAGAAUUAAGAUGGAAUCACCAACAAUCAGCAGUUGUUUUUUUGGAGGUGGAGGUCUGACAGUAUCAUCCAGGUCGAAGGGAAAUUAUUUUCGAAAUGUUCAGUUAAAUGACUACAGUUGAAGUAAUUGAAUGCUCGAAAGCAGGGUGAGUACAUUUAAUGACCCCUGGAGAUCGUCAGAUAUAAAUAUUUUCCCAGUUCAUCUAUGAAGAGUUUACAAUCGCAACCAGUUCUUGCUCUAACAUGAUGAAGAAAGCUAAUCACAUACAUAUGAUGAAAUAAUUACAAGGAGGCAUAAAAAAGUUCAUUAAUCUUAAAUGAUCAACAGAAAUGUUUUGAUAAUUUCCAUAUCCCACCCUUUGAACCACCUUAAAGAUUAAUUUGCUAUUAGUCACUAGAAGUAAAGUGAAGUAACAAAAUCCUGAUGAGUGAAUGAAUAAAAUAAAAAGUUUUGCUUUCCCAUGACGAACAUCCCAACUCGAUCUAUUUUAAUAUUAAUGAUAAAUGAGCAAUUAAUUUGAUGACAUGCAACAGUACAAAGAUGUGUUAAAUUGUGUCAAUGUGAGUCACAACAAAAGGAAUAAUUUCAUAAGAUUGAUGGACAAGUUUAAAAUUGAAAUGUUGGCGAUGACAUGACUUGAAUAACUAAAACUUCUGACAAAAAAAAAUCUUUUAUGAGUCAACUCAUUUGUGCAUAAAUUGGUUCAUAAUUUUACAUCUUUAAAUUCUCCCUCGGAAUUAUGCAAUAAUUUCAGCUUUUGUCCGUG
Molecule: messenger RNA, 862 nt
Organism: Clunio marinus
Lineage: Eukaryota; Metazoa; Arthropoda; Insecta; Diptera; Chironomidae
Source: the annotation of a GenBank genome assembly